Pecten maximus is the source of this 6631-nucleotide messenger RNA. Its product is annotated as malectin-A-like. Gene Ontology annotation, cellular component: membrane. NCBI's taxonomy places the organism in Eukaryota, Metazoa, Mollusca, Bivalvia, Pectinida, Pectinidae. The transcript is spliced from 5 exons. The record is from RefSeq and is a predicted model, not a curated record. Gene Ontology annotation, molecular function: carbohydrate binding.
AUGCCCUCAGUGGUAGCGUCGGGCACUCGCUACAAUGUCCGAGUUUUGGAUAAUUUAGUAUGCGUGGGCCGUCGAGAACAUCACAAAACAACACCGUCUCCCAGUUUCAGACUCUUGUAUUCAGUAUCGGCAACAUGUACAACAGUUACACAGUUUGAGGUGGCGCUGUAAACCUCACUUCCUGGACAUUCGCCGGUUUGGACAAGCAGUCAAAACAUGUUGACGGUGAUCGGUCGUGUGUUUGCAAACAUGACCUUUUGUUUUUGCCAUAGGAAGCGAAUGCUCUUCCUUAUAUGCACAAUUUUCUCAUUAGUAUCACAGUCGUUAGGUAUUGGUGAAGUUAUAUGGGCAGUGAAUUGCGGGGGCGAAUCGCACACCGACAUCAACGGUAUUCGAUAUGAGGCAGAUUCACUGAAAGUGGGGAUCUCAUCCGACUAUGGAAAGACAUUAAUGGUUUCUCGAGUGGUCGCUCAGGACCAGAUUUUAUAUCAGACUGAGCGAUAUCACAUGUCAACGUUUGGGUACGACAUUCCACUCAGCGGAGAUGGUGAAUAUGUCCUCGUACUGAAAUUCUGUGAAGUCUGGUUCACAUCGCCAAACCAAAAAGUCUUUGAUGUCACACUAAAUGGAGAACACACAGUUGUGGAUGAACUGGAUAUUUAUAGUAAAGUCGGACGGGGAGUGGCACAUGAUGAACUUAUAGAAUUCACAAUUAGAUCAGGGAAGCUCAAAGUCAAUGGGGAAACAUCCAAGAUCAACAGCAAACUUAUAGUAGAAUUUAUGAAGGGAGAUUAUGAUAAUCCAAAAAUUAACGCAAUAUAUUUAAUGCAAGGAACAAUAGACGAUGUGCCCAAGUUACCAUCAUUACCAGGAACAGAGACGCCUCGAGAGGAAGAAGAGGUGGACGAAGAGGAAGAUUCUUCUGACAGGCCAUCCAAGACACGACGACCUUCAGGCCCCAAGGUCAAGGACCCUUAUGCGUCCGAUGACACCAGCACGAUGCUCCUUCCAGUUAUCAUGGCCCUAGGUGCAUUCAUUCCUCUUCUCUUCUGCCUUUGUAAACUCUGAGGUGAAGGAGGUUGCUAGUUCAGGGGUGAACAUGUGUAAGGUCAAAGGUCAUCAUAUGAAAAUUUGAAGUGUUUGGUCUAUGUACGUGAUAAAAGUAGAGUGGAUAUGAGUGUCAGAAUAUUAGACUAGAAGUUCAGUCUUUUUUUGGAGAUCAGGGAGAGUGAACCUGAAAAUUUAUAGUGAGCAUGAACUCUGGCAUCAGAGGCAUUUUUGUCUCUUUAUCAAAAGGUUAGAGGUUAAAGGUUGAACUGUUGGGUGCCUGAGGUUGCAGUAAGGAAGUAUGUUGAUUUUGGCAGUUUUGUUUCGUGAGGUCAGAUGUAAUUAUACAGGAAUUUUAAAUGAUAUCUAUAUAUAAUAUAUAAGAAUAUGUAAGGCCAAACAAAAGAUAUCCCUGUGUUUUUGGUAAAGACCAGAAAACAGUUUGAUUUUUAGUGCUGGUAAUAAAGAAAAUUUAUUAUACUCUUUGCCUGUAGCCAGCAGCCCAUAGCUGUCUAGUUAGACAUAACAAACUUUGAAUAUGAAUAUGAAAGUAGUAAGAUUCCUUAAAGUGUUUGGUAAAAAGGGCAGAUAAAUUGAUUUGUGUGUUUGCUGUCACACAUGAACAGCCACAGUCAUUUGUAGUAGUAGCUGGCAACAACUUUAUUGAAAACACAAGGGAGGUCUGUCGCAUGCCUUCCAGAGCAAUUAGGGUAAAGUGUCCUGCCCCAAAAACACAUCCAUAACAGCACAGACCGGCCCAUUUCUUCUGUUUUGUUCUGAAUGUGUUUGAUAGCUCUAAAUGAAAUAUAAAAUAUUGUUUAAAAUUGGUAUAAAACACUUUAGGUAAUGACUCAAAUGUAGGAAUCAUCUCAUAUUUUGGACUGAAAUAUGUUGAUAUUCCUCAUCGGAAUUCAAUUUUGAUUAAACUCAAAUUAAAGUUGCAAUAAAAGAGUUUUCGCUUUUUUAUAAAUUAAUGCUUCAUUAUUAUGAUUUAUUCAAAGACUGAGAUUUUAAUGAGAAGUAAAUGCUACUAGGUAGGAAAUAUUAACUACAUGUAUUGCUACCAAAAACACAGGUUACAUCUCAUAGGUCUAAGAGGUGUUUUUAUUGGUAUAUUUUGAACUUUAAUAAUUAAUAUAUGUACAUGUGUAUAUUAUAUAUUUUAUCACAAAAGGACAAAUUUCCAAAACUUGUCUGUUUUAUGAAGACAUUCUUUUUAUUUCAGUGAUAUCAUAUUUAUAAUAAUAAUAGAGGGUUUUAAGAUGUACAAUGCAACAUGGCAGUUUUUUUGACAAUGAUAUAAUCAGACAGUUUUUGUAAAAAAAAAUAAUGUUUCCAACCUAAGUUCUUUGUAAAAUUGACAUUAACUUCAUUUUAUUAUAUUGUUGGUUUUUGUUUGUAGAUCAUAUACUUGUUAUGUAAUUGCUUAUGAUGGUAACUUUAGCUUUUAACUAAAGUAUUGUAUGCCGAUUUUUUUUUUGAUUUUUUUUUGCAAAUCUGUUUAAAAAAAGUAAAUAAUGAUAAAAAGAUUCAGAAUUUGCCUGCCUUAUGCAUAAAAUAGCAUAAAAUCAAUUUUAUGAAUUCAUUAAAAAUUUGGAAAUAUCAUUAUACAAGUCAUAUUGAAAUAGAUAUUAACCUAACGAAAGGGUUCAAAUUAUCAUCAAUGUUGUUUAAUGACAAUCGUGUCAUGUACAUCCUUUAAUAAGCUCAGGGACUAACAACAGCUUUUAACAUGUGGCAGUGGGCUUAUUGAAGAACUACGAUGAAACAUGUUGGAAUUUUGACUAAACAACAGGACAGGGAUGGGCUUAUUGGCGAAUAAAUCUGGUAUAUAUACUUACUACAAUGGAACAUUUAUUUUAUCGUGCUUCUUAUGUGGCUCAUUCUAUUAACUAAAGCUUAACACAUAUCUAUUUUAGUACCGGUAGCUCAUUUUAGUUGCAGACAAGUACAGAUAAAACCUGCUUCAUUUGGAGUUCAUGCAUCCUGUAUCCUCAUAAAACAUAAACCCAUUGAAAUGGGAUGUACAGUGAGAUUAUAUUGUAGAUCAUAGUGACAAUUGAAGUUUCCUCUGGCCCUGACACCAGAAAUAGACGUUUUGAUGGAUAGGUAUCCCGUGUAGGGCUAAGUCGCUAUACUUAUAUGUCUGUUUGAAUUUGUGAUAGUAAGAAAUGUGGUGAAAACACUGUCCAACAGAUCCCAUGUAAAAUGGAGGUAUUUGUAAGCAAGAAUGAUUUUUGUUUUCAUGUAUUAACAUGAACUGUGUUUAAUACAUUCAUACAUUUUACCUCAUGAGUUCUUGUCCUGCUGUGUCUAUUGUAAACCCACCUGGUCUAGUUUUCCCCCGGCAGAUUGGGGCUCAGGGAUGACUUAACACUGUGUUAUGUUUUGAUAUAUGUAAGAGUUAUUUCCCCUGUAUAAUUUACUAAACAGCUUUAUACCUAACAUUGUCUGAAAGAGAGGUAGGACCAAGAAUAGCUAGGUCUCUGUGUGAAACACAUUUAAACUCAUCCUUCUGACUGAUAAUUAUUCACAGUUGUAAUCAAUACCAUUAAGUUUUAGAAAAAUGAUUGCAAUACCACAUUAGAAUAUCAAUGUGUAACCACAUGCAGACUUUGUAAGAAGAAAAUCUAUGUUCAACUAGAAAUCAUUGCAUAAGCAUUUCAUAUACUGACAUUUCAGAGCGAGAUUUCCGAUUUUUUACUGUCAUCAUUCACAAGAGCAGAGUUUCAUAUAUGUUAUUAAUAAGUAUUUGUCUCGUAUUCCAUCAUUGCAAAGAACAACUUGAACAGUUGAUUCUGUUACCAUACCCUCGGUACAGUUAACGACUGGACCAGCCUAUUUUGUGUGUAAUUUAAGUAUAUUUAAGUACGUAUGUUUAGGUAGUAAAGCAGAAUCUCAGUAGGUCAAAUGUUGUUCUUUCUCUUUUGUAUAGAGUUUGUCAUUCGCUCAUUUGAAAGAGAAAUCCAUUGAGACUCGAUUGUGUAAAAAUGAGGUCAAAGAGUGUUCAGUAGGUCAUGGAAGUAUGUCUAAGUGGUAACUAGGUCAUCUGUAUUAACUAUGUAGCUGUUUUGUGUGAGUCAGACUGUUAACUAGGUCACUUAAUCACACUUAUGUGUAAAAUUUUGGUCCCAGACUGCCUAUUUUUUUAAGUAUUUUUUUUUUUGCUUACAAGAGUGUCUAAAAUCUUAAUGGCUCAAAAAUGAGCCGAUUGCAUUGUAUUAACUUGUAUUUACUCGAGAUGUUUCAGCAAAAACUGUUUGAAUUUAGAUAAUAAACCAGGGUUUAAGUUAAGCAAAAAAAUGUUUAGAUUUAGAUAAUAAACCAAAAAACCUCCUGUAUGCGACCUCUUUCCAAACUCCAGAUCUCCAGUUUCCAAUGUUGACCCCUUGAUCUUUCACAUACACUGCUUUAUAACAGUAAAUUUUUGUGACAUUUAAAUUUAAACACACAGCAUCGUAAAGUAGGAAAGGAAGAAUUAAACUGUGCUAAUCUGUAUCAACUUGACUAUCAAGAUAGGUAAACAUUUGUCUGGUGAAAACUUACUGGAUUCACUAGUUUAUAGAGAAUAAUGUACAUUGUAGGACGUCUAGAAUAAACAAGAUCAUACAGUGAAGUUGUUCGAUCAUUCACUAACUGAAUUUUUUUUACUUAUGAGGUCAUACAUAAUGUACAUUGAUGAAUAUGCUAAUUGGUAUAAACUUGCUAUUUCAUACAGCCUCAUAGUGAUAACUUGGUCAUACAAUGAUACCAGGUCAAACAAUAUGACCUAGUUAAUUAUACAUGUAUUGAAACAUUUUGUGGAAAAUUCCUCAGCUUCAUUACUGGAGAAGACAUCAUACCUCUGCUUGGGGAUCAAACCCUGGACCUAUGGUUGAUGUAAAAGACUUAAAGUGCUCAAGUGACCAGACUAAAGAGAAUCAAUGUUUAUGUAUAUCUUAAGGUAAAACUAAAAAAAUAGGUUACUUUCUUUAAAUUUCGUUUAAUUUUACUCAUUAACAUGUUUCUUUCUAGACUGAGUAUCUCUUUGAUAUGUAUAUGUUAGAUUUUUUAUGCGUCUUGAUUGGUAGAAUAGAGUGUUUAAUUUGAUUAUUUUAGAAGUUAUUGUCACUAUAGAAGUAACUUGGGUGAAGUUUGUCAAUUGCCAAAUGUUACCUUGUUUUGAGAAAUACAGCAACUGAAUCUAGCAACGUUUAUUGAUGAAGUGUUUGUUUUGUAAAGUUUGUGUUAUUUCAUUUUUCAGAUGCAUAAUCUUAAAUAUUAAAAUGGCAUUUGCCUGUUUAACCAAAGCAUCUUCUGUUACAUACAAAAAUCUCUCUGGACCAUAGUCACUUUUAGGGAUUUUUUUUUUGAAUUACAGAGAUGUAAAUAUAAAAGAAAAAUCUGAAUAUUUCACAUCAACAGAUGAAAGUUUUUUCUAAACAUUAGAAUUGUCACAGGGGUUAGAAACCUGGUAUAAAACACUAUAAUUAAUUUUUCUUUGUUUUCAUGGUAAAUACUCAAAUGUGAUUGGUCGAAAAAUUCUUUUCAUUCUUCUAUGAAAGAAAUUCCGAGAAUGGCGGUCACAAUACGACAAUUGACGUUGCGUAUUGAUUUGAGAAAAAGAAUCCCAUUUAAAAUCAGUAAAAUUGUACAUAAAACAUGUUUUAAAUUAGAAAAUCAUUUUCAAAAAUUAAGUAUUAAGUAUUGAUGUUAUUUUUUUUUUAGUUUCAUCAGGUAUGAAACAAAUUUUGUUUGCAAACUGUAUGAAUCCGCGAACAAAGUUUGUUUCAUACCCCGAUGAAACUAAAAAAAAAAUGACAUCAAUGCUUAAAUGAAUUGUAAUAGUAAACUGGCAUAUAUAUACAUAUGUAAAUACUCUAUACCAUUCCUAUGAUCAACAUAUUAUUUUUCUGGUCCCUAUGCUUUCAAUCUAUACAUCUCACAGGGGCUUGGUAUGAAUUCCCAACCUAUGCUUCUAAUAUAUAUAUAUAAUUUGCGGCCAAGCCCCUGUCAUAUAUUUCUUACCCACAAGAUAUAUGUAUGAUUUUAUGAUUUUAUUCUUCCCAAAAAAUAGCAAAAAUAGAUCCAUUCAAAAAUCACAUCUCUAGUGUAUUAAUAGUGUUACAUUAAUUUGGCAAUAACUCAUGGGUCCCAUUGGUUAUGGGAAUGUCCACAGGGACUUGUAGCAUGAAUAGUAUUAUUUUGACAACCCAAAUUGGUGUUUACUUUUAAUUUUUUUUAAAAGGACUAUUAUAGUAAAAUUUCAGUUUUUUACUUGUGACAACAUUCUGCUAAAUAGUGUUGUUGAUCCUGUCCAGAAAUAGUGUCCUUUUCUAUGAACUAUGAUGUUUUGUAAUUAUGAAAUAAUAUAUAUAUGUAACGUUGCCUUUUGUGUAUCUGAAGUGUUAACUAGUGAGCCGAGUAUUUCUUUUGGAUGUUGGAAUACAUGAUGUCUCCUAUUGCAAUAGGUAUUUUUGAGGAGUGUGAUGUUUUGAUGUUGAAAGUAUGUAAACAAAUUUAGAAUAUGACUUUUGAAUGUCAUCUAUGAUUUUGAAUGUCAUCUAUCAGGAGCUACAUUAAAACUGUCCUUAGGGGAAAAAAA